Messenger RNA from Rhododendron vialii, 1815 nucleotides. Its product is annotated as FCS-Like Zinc finger 8-like. The transcript has 4 exons. NCBI's taxonomy places the organism in Eukaryota, Viridiplantae, Streptophyta, Magnoliopsida, Ericales, Ericaceae. The record is from RefSeq and is a predicted model, not a curated record. The coding region runs from base 702 to 1571 and encodes 289 amino acids.
UGCGUGCAACUGCAACUGCAACAUACCUUUUAGGAAAGAAAAAGAAUACCCAUCAAAUUAAAAUAGAAAUGAAAUGAAUAGAGAGAAAUAGAAAAACCAUUUCUUGAAGGGUCUUGUCUUUAGCCGAAUCUUCAAUUAAUGAAAGAAAGAGAAACCAUUUUCUGCAGUGAAAUACUACUCCUAAACACAGUACGUAUAAUAAUACAAAACAAAAUAGGGGCGAUAAAAAUAGAGAUGUGCUUUCGUAUUCUUUCUUUGUUUGCUUGUAUCUAUGUAUCGUAAUGAUCAUGAGUCAGUGAGGGUUUUUGUUUGCUUCUUUGGUCAUGAUACCAACCUGAGGGGUCGAUUCCCUUUUCUAUAAGUAAAGAGAGUUCGAUAAAGCCGGGGAAAAAGUCGUCACUCCUCUGCCUUUUUCAAGUCCUCUUUUUAGGGUUUAAUUUCUUCUUGUUUUUUGGAAAAUGGAAGUUACAGAGGUUUGAAGAUGGGGAUUCGAUCCCAUUGAAUCUUUUCUCAGUUUUCUGGUUUCUGGGUUUUUUCAGAAAUUAGCUCUUUUGUUCUUGUUCUGUCAAUUUCUGAUCCCCCAAUUCCUUCUCAUAGACUAAAAAUAAAAACCCCAGCUUUAUUCAUUGCGAUUUCAGGGUGAACUGCUAUAUCAUCUCAGAGAGGGUUUAUGCUGAGGAAGAAAUCUAAAGAAAGCUCUAAUGGCGGAACAUGGCUCUAUACAAUCACCAAAGGACAAAUACCAAAGACCCAUUUCAUCGAUUUUCAGUUCUCCAAGGCUCAUCAAUGCUUUUGCAUCAAAGGGUUUGAUUGACACUGAAGCUGUAUUAAGCCCAACUUCAAUUCUUGAUGCAAAACCCUUCUCUGGUUCAAGAAACCCAUUUUCCCCCAAAUCCCCAAAACCCGAAAUCAGAACCCACUGGGAGAAAUUGGAUUCAAGAAAGGUUGGUUUGGGCAUUCUUGAUGCUCUGAUUGAUGAAAAACCCGACCAGGUCUCCGAACCUGAGAACCGAGUGGUUCUGUUUGCAUCCCAACUGAAGAUCAAAAUCCCUCCCCUUCUUCUUUCCCUUGGUGAAUCUCCGAGAUCACCGGCCGAUUUUGGGAUCAAAACCCGGAAUUCUCAGUUGGCUUUGUUUUCUUCUGGGGUGGAGAAGAAAUCCCCAUUUGGGUCUGCGAGUUCCGGCUUGGAAAACCCAUUUUCGCCGCGGGUUCUCUCUGCUAGUGAAAUGGAGCUUUCGGAGGAGUAUACUCGGGUGGUUUCAUAUGGCCCAAAUCCGAGGACGACCCAUAUUUUCGAUGAUUGUGUUGUUGAGAGUUGCUGUGGGGUUGUUGGGUUUUCUGAUAGAUUUAAGGGAGAUGGGUUUUGUGGUGAUCGGUCAAUGAGCUAUCCAUCAGAGAAUUUUCUUAGCUUUUGUUACAGCUGCAAGAAGAAUCUUGGGCAAGGAAAUGACAUCUACAUGUACAGAGGUGAGAAAGCUUUCUGCAGCAGUGAAUGCCGGUACAAGGAGAUGAUGUUGGACGAGAAAAUGGAGAACUUCCAGUCUGAUGAUGUUUAUGGGGUCUCCCUUUGAUAGCUCUUUCCAUUUCUUUCUUGUUUCAAACGGCUACAUGGGCUAGAUGACGGAAAGGAGCCAGAAGGAAGCUUCGUCUAUGCGGACUGACCCGAUUCAUUCUCCUUUUUGUGGCCUCCAUUAUCAAUAAUUAGGAUCUUUUUCGGCGCUUGAUCUUCUCCAUUUUCACCAGGAUUUCAAUCUGUAAAUUAAGCACUGUUGAACUGAAUGGGUGAGAUGUUAUGAAGUGAUUUUGUUCACAGAA